UAUAAGAGAGAGGUCCUGGUCCAGCGUCUCUCUGAGCCACACAGCGAGCGAUCCCAGCGAAUCCCAUGGGUCAUGGCGAGUGUGACUCCCAGUGAGAGUGUGGAUAGUGAGCUGCGCUGCUCCAUCUGCCUGGGCACGUUCGUCUGCCCCUCCACGCUGAGCUGCGGACACUCGUUCUGUCUGCGGUGCCUGGAGGCCGCCUGGGAGACGGCGAGCAGCUUCAGCUGCCCGCAGUGCCGAGCGACCUUCCCUGUGCGACCCCAGCUGAGGAGGAACGUGGCCCUCGCCAACCUGGCAGAGCAGCUCAGAGUUAGUGACGGGAUGGCCACGGCCGUCAUGUGUGACCACUGCAGUGAUGGCCAGACCCCUGCAGUGAAGACCUGCCUGAGAUGCGAGAUAUCCUACUGUUUUUCCCACUACAAGCCUCACGUGGAGAAUCCCAGGUUGAGAGACCACGCCGUGGUGGAUCCCACUACGAGUUUGGAUGAGAGAAGAUGCCCUGAGCACAGCGAGGAGCUGAAGUUCUACUGCACAGUAGAUAGCAGCCUGGUCUGCUCAUCUUGCACCAUCGCAGGCGAACACAAAGGACAUGAUGUCACCACGCUGAAGAAGGAGCAUGAGACACGGAAGAUGCACGUAGAGGAGGAGAGGCGAGUGGUGGAGGAGAAGAGGAAGGAGGCGGAGGAGUCCGUGAAGCGGAUGGAGGCCACUCGCAAGGAGGCGCAGCAAUCGGUGGCCGGGAUCAGGGGUCGCAUCACGGGCAAGUUCGCCCGCCUAAGGAAGGCUCUGGACGAGGACGAGAGGGAGACUCUACGUCGGGUGGCCGUGAAAGAGCGCGAGCUGCUGUCCCGGAUCGACGAGGACAUUGCUCGUCACAAGCGGGAGAUCGGCGAGCUCCAGGUGGCGGCCACUCGCCUGCACGUUCUGCAGCACAAGAGGGACUCGCUCGCCUUCCUGCAGGGGCACCUGGAGGAGACGCGCAGGAGAGAGAUCCCAAACGAAUCUGCAACCCCACCUCCCACUUCACUGGACGCCACCACGAUCCGCUUCCUUGAAAGGGUCGCGAACAGAUUUCUGCCUCUCAUCUAUGGAUGCUCACCGACUCUGGACAAAAACUCAGCCUACGACUACCUCCAAAUUUCCUCGGAUCUCAGGACGGUGACACUGAGCAAUGUCCCUCAGGGUCGCCCCCAUCACCCACACCGCUUUGAUGUCUGUCACCAAGUCCUGUGCUCUGAGAGCUUCUCGUCGGGUCAGCACUACUGGGAGGUGGACGUGGGGCGUAUGGGUUGGUUUCAGGUUGGAGUAGCGUAUGGGACGAUCCCACGGAGAGGGAAUGGUGCUGAGUGCCGCCUGGGAGGGAGUGACGUCUCCUGGUGUCUACUGAAACGUGGCGACAGAUUCUCAGUACGGCAUGGCGGGGUAGAGACCUCAAUGUCGGUGCUGGAGCCUCCGCAGAGAGUCGGGGUUCAUCUGGACUGGGACGCGGGGCUGCUGUCGUUUUACAGCACCGAAUCCAUGGCGCCGUUGCACUCGUUUCACCAAACCUUCUCUCAGCCCUUACAUCCUGGACUGGGAUUGGGUUGGGGUGCCUCAAUGAGGAUUGUGGAUCUGAGUGGCGCGUCCUGAGAGAGGUGAACGUGAACAGUGCAGAGGGCAGACACCACGCCGCACGGCGCUCGCCACCCUCGUCAUCGUCACGUGCAGCGCCACGCCCGUGACUGGCUGGUGGCUGUCGGUGGCUAGGGGAUGCGUGGCUCUUCAUCACAACGGGGGGGCUGAGCGUAAACAAUCCUCACAACCUUCCUUGGGAGUUGAGGGGUGAUAAAAUAAGUACCGCUGUGUGUGUGAAGCCAACGUGGAUGUUUCGGUAAAGUCUUCAUCCCGGGGUUGAACAGCCACGCCCUGUCUUCACACCCCGCUUAUAUCUGCUGCGGCAUGGUUGGCCCUGCCCCAGGCCACGCCCCCUUUCUCGAUCCUUCUGGAAGGUCCGGGUCCCCAACCACGUGACCACCAAACUCUCCCCUGGGGCCUCUGUCCCCCCUUUGUCCGGACACGUGUCCUGUUGGGUUCAUGCAGAGUGUCAUGGCCUGACACAACCUCCGUGACACCCACCUACAGCCCCCAUACAGAGCCAACACAGUAGUGACGUCAUAUGUUCCUAUGCUCGUACAGUCCUGACACAGUAGUGAUGUCGUAUGGCACUACACUUGUAUCAUACUGUUUGGGUCUUUUAGUAAAGUCACGUAAAAAAAUAAAAGAAAAAUCACGACAUUCCGAUCGCAACACAAGCAAUCAUCUUCAGGUGAAAAAGAGGGUGAAAUCUGCUGAGGCAGGCUGUUUAUAAAGGUUUAGAGAUGGGCGGGGCAGCUAAUGCCAAUGUAGGAGCGAGUAGGAGAUAAAAUUUUGAGGAGCGAGUAGUAGACGGAAACUUGCUUAUAAAUGUAAGCUCGGCGAGGGCCCAGACGAUGUAGUAGCAAGCUGCCAUUUACUAACACACCUAACGGUUGGCUGUGUUAGUGAAUGUAACUCAGAGAGUCGGAAAUAACUGCUAACAUCAGCAGGUAGGAUGGAAACAUCACAGCCAGUUAAGACUUAACCUGGUUAAUGAUUGCCCAGUUUGUAUCCAUCUUCUCGGUUGAAGUUGUGUCUGUGUUUAUAUAUCUAUAUGGCUUUAUGAACAAAUCUUUGAUGCUAGCCAGUGGGCUUGCAGAGUACCUUCGUCUUGGAAAAUUUAAUUUCGUGUGAACCCACAGCGUGAAAACAAUGAUCGGCAACGGCAGAGGUAUUGGUCCUACCAUGUUUCAGAUCUACCUUGUGUUCACGAACACGGUCCGAGACAUGUCGUUAAGUUUUCCCAAUGUAACUACUGCAGCAAACACAACUUAGUUUGUAGACACUGGGGUAUUGCAUGUCAGGGAUCACAUCCUUCACAGACGGGACCAGGUCACGAAUUGUAUGUACUGUGUUGAAUCGAAUCUGGAUCUUGUGUUUGUUCAUGAUUUUGGAAAUAUUUUUGGUGACCCCUGCUAUGUAUGGCAAGAUGAUGGUUUUGAUUGGGUCCUCAGAUGGUUCUCUCCCCACGGUUGGAGUGACAGCUUUGCGGAUUGUGUGGUCCGAAUAUCCAUUCAUCUUGAGGGCUUGGUGUACGUGCUCCAGCUCACUGGCUAGGUGGUGCUGUUCGGAGAUGCAAUGGGCCCUAUGGUGUAGGGUUUUGAUGAGGGUAGCUUUCCUGUAGACAGUGUCCCAAUGAGCCAUCUGGUCUCUUUUCGAUUAAAACAUCCAAGAAUGGUAGCUUGCCAUCCUUUUCCAUCUCCAUGGUGAAUUUGAUGGCUGGGUGUAUGGAGUUGAUGUGGUUGAAGAAUAGGUUCAGUGCUGGCAGGCCAUGUGGCCAGAUGACGAACGUGUCAUCUACAUAGCUCUUCCACAAGGAAGGACGUAGGGUAGAUGCCUGGAUUUAACCGCCUCUUCGUGGAGGGUUUCCACACAACUAUUAGCCUGCAGUCACGAAAGCUUUUAAUCAAGAUUUAACUGCCUCUACACAGAGGGUUUCCACACAACUAUUAGCCUGUAUCGUUGAUUCUACAAUAAAA
Molecule: messenger RNA, 3593 nt
Organism: Lethenteron reissneri (Far Eastern brook lamprey)
Lineage: Eukaryota; Metazoa; Chordata; Hyperoartia; Petromyzontiformes; Petromyzontidae
Product: E3 ubiquitin-protein ligase TRIM11-like
Molecular function (GO): protein binding; zinc ion binding
Source: RefSeq, a predicted model, not a curated record